AUUGUACUUCGUUAAAACUCAGUUUCUAUUCUACUAAAGACGCGAGUCUAUCGGUUGAACAUCUAUGUCGUACAAUUACAAUUCUAAUCGGCACAAUUCCAUAGGGGGAAACUGGCAUCUCCUGCUGAACGGCGGGUUUGUCCAAGACCUCCCACUGGACCAACAAGGUCAACCCCAACAACAACAGCAACAGCAACAGCAACAACCUCCUGGGUUCCGGAACCCCUGGUUCUCGGCACCUUCAACUGCUGCUGGCUCUGGUAGUCUGGCUCUCUCACAGUCACCCACAAAAGGCCCCCCUUCCCUUAAUCCUUUAUUGGCACAAACGGCUGCUCUGAGAAGACUAUCGUUUGCUAAUCAACUUCCCACUACAUACGAGACCGAACAACAACAGCAACAGAUUGCACAGGGUCAUCGUGGUCUGAUAGUUCCACCGUUCAUCCACCCUCCAACUAGAGCUGACAACCCGUUCAACUACUAUACAAGUCAAGAGGUUUCGUUGGGUGGUGGUCCAGGAGGUGCUGGAGCUGGUGUUGGAGGAGACCGUAGAAUGAGUGCAGCUGCAGUGGGGACUUAUGGAGGUGUUGGAGCAUUCAAUUAUUUGAAAGCAGCUCCAGUUAACGUUCAAAUACCCCCAGGGACCGCAGCUCAAGGUUAUCAACUGAGUGCCCAACAGCAACAUCUACAACAUCAAUUGAGCCACCAGCAAAUGCAGCUAGGAGGGGCGCAAACGUACAGACGGAGCUCUGUUGCUGUCGGGGCUUACCAGCCACUGUGGGAAAGGGGAGGCUAUUACACAAAUAACAACACUGCUGGACUGCAAUACUGGGGGGACAAUUCUGGCCAAGAAGGAGGAAGAGGUCCACAAACAGGUCCAAUAGGAACAUCAGGGACUCCAGUUUCUGCCCCUGGAAGUGGCGGUGCUGGCUCGAAUUUACCAGGCAGUGGCGCUGGUGUUACUCGUAAGACUCCUCGAGCUCGUAGAAUCAAUUCUAGAUUUGAUCUUCGCCCAAAACCAAAUUCUCAUCCAAAAUAUCGUCGUUGUUCCAUUAAUUCGAUUCAUAUAUCCCCUGUCAAUGCGCUCUCUGUCUAUAUAACUGAGUCGUAUGCAAUUUGUCAACCAAAAAGAUUCCAAUACUCAAAGCUGACCAAUCCAAAACGUGUUCUUACUAAACCUCUGGAACCAAAAUUCAAUAAUGGUUUUGAUAAUGAAGACUCUGAUUAUAUCCUUUAUGUGAAUGAUAUCCUAGGGACUGAAGAGGGGAGGAAAUAUAUUGUUCUUGACCUACUUGGAUGCGGUACUUUCGGACAAGUGGUGAAAUGUCAGAAUCUUUCUAAUCAGUCACUCGUGGCAGUUAAGGUGAUUAAAUCCAAGCCAGCUUAUAUGAACCAAUCACUUACAGAAGUACGACUCUUGGAAUUCCUCAAUGUGAAUUCACUGGGGAAAUCUUUCAUUAGGCUCUUAGAUACGUUCAUGCAUAAGGAACAUCUUUGUCUUGUCUUUGAACUUCUUGCAUCUAAUCUUUAUGAAUUAAUUAAACAAAACCAAUUCCAAGGGUUAAACAUGAGACUAGUUAAACUUCUUACCCGUCAACUUCUAGAAUCUUUGCUGCAAUUGAAAGGAUUCCAAAUGAUUCAUUGUGAUCUAAAACCUGAAAAUAUAUUACUUUGUCAACCAGACAAACCAGAUAUUAAGGUGAUUGAUUUUGGGCUGGCCUGUUUCACACGUCAAACUUCUUAUACAUAUAUUCAGAGUAGAUUUUAUCGAUCUCCUGAAGUUAUUUUGGGUUUACCGUAUACUGAGAGUAUUGAUAUGUGGUCUCUUGGAUGUAUUGUGGGUGAAUUAUUCCUUGGAUUGCCAAUGUUCCCAGGGAACUCUGAAUAUAAUCAAAUUUGGAAGAUUGUAGACAUGUUAGGAUUACCACCAAGACAUAUGAUUGAAGUUGGAAGAAAUGCUUCUAACUUCUUUGCGAAGGAGGGUAAUUUGGGAACUACAGCAAGCGGUAAUGCCACUGGUGACUUGAACACAUCUGGUGGAUCUUCGAGCUCAUCAGGACCAGGUUCAUCUCUCACUAGCCCAAGCCCCAUUGGUGGGCCAGCUAGUGGGGACACCGGGCAUGGGGUUUCAGGCGGUACUCAGCCAGUAUCACGUCCAACAUACCGUAUCCGGUCAAUGGACGAGUACCUUGCACAUGUGAAUGGCAAUCGAAAUAAAUCAGAACCAGAAAAAACAGAAAAGCCAAAUAAAAUGUACUUCAAACAAAAGCUACUUAAGGACAUCAUUCUCAAUUACAAACUUCCGUCAAAGAAAAUGACCCCACUGAUGAUUGAGAGAGAAUGGGAAGAAAGAUACCUUUUGAUUGACUUCUUGAGUAAGGUCUUGAACAUGAACCCAUUAGAAAGAUUAACACCGCAAGAAGCUUUGAAGCAUCCCUUUGUGAAUGAAACUGCAAAACCAAAUCCUGGAUUCACUGCUGGAAAUGGAAAGCUUUACAAGUAGUAGCCUAAUGAAUGAGAAACGGAGACAUGUACCAUAACAGUGCUGAUCAGGAAACAAUUGAUGGU
Molecule: messenger RNA, 2565 nt
Organism: [Candida] anglica
Lineage: Eukaryota; Fungi; Ascomycota; Pichiomycetes; Serinales; Debaryomycetaceae
Source: the annotation of a GenBank genome assembly